GCUACACCUGUGUGUGUGUGGGGGGGGGACUGUCUGGGUGGAGCCUGCGCUGGUGGACCCGCUGGCCUCUGGCUGGCACCUCCCCAAGACACAGAGCCGGAGGGUACAGCAGGCAAGGUGCCAGCCUGGCGGGUCAUUCCUCUGCCCAAGGAUCAAAGGCCACUCUUCCUGGAUAAGCUCACCCUGUUCCCCAAAGAGGCUCCAUCUCGGCCGGCAUCAUGAGUCCGGCUGCCUGUUUGGUAGGCCUGGAUUCCCUAGUGUGCCCAGCGGCCAGCCUGGGCUUUGUGAUGGCAGGAGAAGCCUCAUUCUUGGGCUGACUUUCUCUUAAGUACUCAGCAGGGGUCUCCCGUGUGGGCUGGCUGUGGGUGCGUUCUUCCGUGAGAAGCCCACGGCUGUUUCAGGGAAGGAAGACUCAAGGUUGCUGCUGUCCAAGCCACGUCUGCCUUCUUCCCUCCCUCGCUCCCUGCUUCCCUCCCCGCCUUCCUUAGACAGAUAAAUGCACAAGUUUAAUGUCACACACACUGCCACGCCAGUGGGCCUAGCAAAGGCAGAAGAGCAGCAACCUCCUCCCUCUUCCACCUCCGUCUGGGGCUGUUCCGGGAGCCGGGAGCAAGUGGGAGAAAUGAGGAAGGACCCGCAGGGGAAUCACCCACGUCCAAGGGGCAGGGACCCUUGGGGGCAUCCAUGGGACCCUCAGACUUUGGUUCUUUUGAGACAGAUCCGAGAAUCGGAGGCAAGUCUGCCCAGCAGGGGACGGGGACAAGCGGGAGCCCCCAGGCCUGGGCCACCCUCCCGCAGGCCGCCAGCAGGCUCCCGGAGUCAGCAUGCCCGUGCCCUGCGGCUGGACGGCCCUUCUGCUCCUGCUGGCGCUGCAGGGUGGCUGGGGCUGCCCAUACCUCGUCUGCUACACCGAUUACCUCCAGACGGUCACCUGCAUCCUGGAGAUGUGGACCCUGCACCCCAGCACCCUCACGCUUGCCUGGCAAGACCAGUAUGGAGAACUGGAGGACGAGGUCACCUCCUGCAGCCUCCACAGGUCCACCCACAACACCACGCAUGCUAAGUACACAUGCCACAUGGAUGUGUUCCACCUCAUGGCCGAUGACAUUUUCAGCGUCAACAUGACAGACCAGUCUGGCAACCACUCCCAGGAGUGCGGCAGCUUCAUCCUGGCGGAGAGCAUCAAGCCGGCUCCCCCUUUCAACGUGACCGUGACCUUCUCGGAACAGUAUAACGUCUCCUGGCGCUCCGAUUACGAAGACCCUGCUUUCUACGCGCUGAGGGGCAAGCUGCAGUACGAGCUGCAGUACAGGAACCGGGGCGACCCCUGGGCUCUGAGUCCGAGGAGAAAGCUGAUCUCCGUAGACUCGAGAAGCGUCUCCCUCCUCCCGCUGGAGUUCCGCAGAGACUCGAGCUAUGAGCUGCAGGUGCGGGCGGGGCCCCGGCCCGGCUCCUCCUUCCAGGGGACCUGGAGCGAAUGGAGUGACCCAGUCAUCUUUCAGACCCAGCCAGAGGAGUCAAAGGAGGCCUGGGACCCCCACCUGCUGCUGCUCCUCCUCCUGCUCAUGGCGGCCUGCAGCCUUGUCGUCUGGAGCCUGAAGUCCCGCCCGUCCUGGAGGCUGUGGGAGAAGGUGUGGCCGGUGCCCAGCCCCGAGCAGUUCUUCCAGGCCCUGUACGACAGCCACAGAGGGGACUUCAAGAAAUGGGUGGGUGCACCUUUCACUGCCUCCAGCCUGGAGCUGGGACCCUGGAGCCCAGGGGCACCGUCGCCCCUGGAGGUGUACAACUGCCACCUGUCACGGAGUCCGGCCAAGGGGCCGGGGCCCACCGAGCUGCCGGAGCUGGCAGACCUGCUGGAGUCUGACGGCGUGCCUGAGCCCGGCUGCUGGGGCCCCGCGCCCUCUGCAGCCCACAGCCCCAGUGGCUCAGCUUGCAGCGAGGAGAGGGACCGGCCGUAUGGCCUGGUGUCUGUGUCUAUUGACACAGUGACCGUGGCAGACGCAGAGGGGCCCGACUCCUGGCCCUGCAGCUGUGAGGACGACGGCUACCCAGCCUUGGACCUGGAUGCUGGCCUGGAGCCUGGCCCAGGCCUAGAGGACCAACUCUUGGUCACAGGGACCACUGUCCUCUCCUGUGGCUGCGUCUCGGCUGGUGGCCCCGGGCUGGGAGGGACCAUGGGCAGCCUCCUGGACAGGCUGAGGCUGCCCCUUGCAGACGAGGAGGGCUGGGCCGUGGGGCCGCCCUGGGGUGACAGGCCGGCCGGAGAGGUCUCGGAGAGUGAGGCGGGCUCACCCCCAGUCGGCCUGGACAUGGACACAUUUGACAGCGGCUUUGCGGGCUCUGACUGUGGCAGUCCUGUAGAGUGUGACUUUGCCAGCCCCAAGGAUGAAGGGCCCCCCAGGAGCUACCUCCGCCAGUGGGUGGUCAUGGCCCCCCCACUUCCAGGACCUGGGCCUCAGGCCAGCUAACGAGGCUGACUGGCUGUCCAGAGCUGGCCAGGCCACCGGGCCCCGGGCCAGAGACACGGUCACCUGGGCUGUGAUGUGAAGAGACCUGCAGCCUUUGGUCUCCCUGAUGGGCAUCUGAGCCUGAUGUUUACAGUGUGUGUGUGUGCAUGUGCGUGUGUGUGCAUGUGCGUGUGUGUGCAUGUGCAUGUGUGUGCAUAUGUGUGUG
Molecule: messenger RNA, 2673 nt
Organism: Lemur catta (Ring-tailed lemur)
Lineage: Eukaryota; Metazoa; Chordata; Mammalia; Primates; Lemuridae
Gene: IL21R
Product: interleukin 21 receptor
Exons: 8
Coding region: 825-2468 (547 amino acids)
Biological process (GO): immunoglobulin mediated immune response; cytokine-mediated signaling pathway
Cellular component (GO): external side of plasma membrane; membrane
Molecular function (GO): protein binding; cytokine receptor activity
Source: RefSeq, a predicted model, not a curated record